Messenger RNA from Prunus persica (peach), 4420 nucleotides. Its product is annotated as disease resistance protein RPM1. Gene Ontology annotation, biological process: defense response to other organism. The record is from RefSeq and is a predicted model, not a curated record. The transcript has a single exon. Lineage: Eukaryota; Viridiplantae; Streptophyta; Magnoliopsida; Rosales; Rosaceae. The coding region runs from base 1362 to 4037 and encodes 891 amino acids. Gene Ontology annotation, molecular function: ADP binding.
ACAUUUAGAUACUGUAUAUUUAUUCACAUUUUACGAUAUAUAGACUAUUCUAAUAAUCUAAUAGUACAAUAUACUACUCUUCAAUUUUUAACUUUUGAUACUUAUCUAUUUAAUUAAUCUAACCUUAACACUGUUAGCUCUAAUUUAAAAUAAACAAAUUAAACUGAACAAUAAAGAAAAAAAUUAUAAACCUAACAGUCAUCCCAUUACCCAACUCCGACUGCCACCCCGACCCCUAUCCACCUUUCACCGUUGACAACUCUCUCUCUUCCAUGAAUACAAAGACAUCGCCAGUUAGCAAGAAUACAAAGACAUGAACCAAAUCAUUUGGAUAGCAACUGGUCCUCUCACCGAUAUGCAUAUGGACCAGGACAUUCCAGUUUGUAGGUUAAAAUUGAAGGCCCCGUCAUAAUUGCUCAGUCAGGCAUCAAUUUAGACACAGGCACAGUUGCAAAUUCCUCAAACCCAAGCACAAUAAGGAAAAUAUAGAGGAUUGUGCAAAUGAUGCUUCACUAAAAUGAGAGAGAGAGAGAGAGAGAGAGAGAGAUGUUAAAGAGGAGGGGAGGUUGGCUUGGCUCUGAGGAGGGAAGGGAUUGCCGUGAAUUGGGGUGGGUCAUGGGUGGCUGAUGAUAGGUUUAUGGGUUUUCCUCUAUUUAUUUUUAUUAUAAAAAAAAUACAUUAUUUAUCAUUUUAAAAACAAAAUAAUAAUUAGAGUUAACAGUGUUAGGGUUAAAGUUAAUUAAAUAGAUAGGUGUCAAAAGUUAAAAAUUGAAGUGUCGUAUUUUAGACCAUUAAAUUAUUAGAAUGGUCUAGAUAUCACGAAAUGCGGGUAAAUGCACAACUUCUAAAUAUAGAACCUUGGGAUCCGUGAAUAAAAUAUUACUUAGUUGUGUAUGCAUUUAUGGUUGUUCAAACCUAGUUCAUAAUCUAAACUUUGAUUAGUGGUAAAAGAUGCACUAAAUCAGGAUUUGUAGUUGAUUGUCAUAUUUAUUUUAGAGGGAAAAAUGAGUAAUAAAAAAGAUAAUGCUUGCCUCAUUUUUGCGAACUAUAGUUUGACACAUAUAAAAAUAAUUCAUCAAAAACUCAACUAAAACAAAAAACAAAAAAAACUCAUGCACACAUGUCACACUAUUAUUAACGGGAGGGAAGUAUUUUCUUAAUAAAAAUGAGAUAACUCAUUUUAAAAGGGGACUUGAUACAUAUAAAGACACCCCAAAUAUGUUGAAAUCACCCCCUUCAAAAUUUCUCCUUUAAAAUUCCACUUAUUUUGGAGACACGAUAUGUGGCUAUUUAUAUGUGCUUUUCAGGCUUGAUCAUUCCAAUCAACCCAAAAAGCCUAGCUAGCCAGCUGGGCAGUGGAAAUGGCUGAACUUGCCCUUCAACAAGCAUCUGUGCUAGUUGAGAAGCUCAUCCAAGAAUUCAACCGUCCAAGCGAGGCCAAUGUUGAUCUUGCAAAGGCCCAAAAAAUGUUGACGAUGAUGAGAGCCUAUCUUGCGGACCACUUAUCAGACCAGAUUGGCUCCCAAGUAAUUCAAAAUCGUGCAAAAGAGAUCAAGGAUAUAAUUUACGAUACUGAAGAUGCUCUUGCGAAGUUUAGCGCUGAGAUUCCACAUCACGUCCAUUCCAAUAUAUUCUCUCGGACGGGGCACCAAGUUAAACAUUCUUUCUCUGUAUGGAAAGCAAGCAGAAAUUUGAUAAGAACCCUCAAAGAAAUCGAAAGCACUUUUGGUUCACUACAAGCACUCGACCCACCAAAUUCCAACCCAAGAGUUGAAGAAACUUAUAAUAAUUUGGUUUAUAACCAAGUUGUUAAGGAAGAAGACAUUGUGGGCUUUGAGGAACCUAAAGAAAAACUCAUCAAACAGUUGAUGGAAGGAGAUACGAUGGAAGGGGAUACUUCAAGGCCUUUGCAGAUUUGGAUUGUGGGUCCUAGCGGCUCAGGCAAAACCACCCUUGUAAAGAUUGUUUAUGAGAGCAAAAGGGUGCAACGAUUCUUUGAUUGCCAUGCUUUCGUUGAUGUUCCGCGCACCUUUGAUUGCCGAAAGCUCUUGCUAAGCAUGUUGAGCAAAUUUGAGGACCGAAUGCAAGAACCAGUUGUACUUCAUCAUCAGCAUCAUUAUGAAGAAAUAGAUCCGGGGCAAAAAUUGAAACAACUUCUGAGGCAAACGAAGUAUCUGGUCGUUUUAGAUAAUGUUUGGAGAGGACAUAAUUUUGGAUGCAUUGUAAAUGCUCUGCCAGAAGGUUUGCCUGGGAGUAAAAUAAUCAUAACUACUCGAGACUCUAAUUUGUCUUCUCUGCAUGCAAAUUCUGCCGAGUAUAUUCAUGAUUUGAGCCAAGUGUUAUCAUGGAAAGAUGUCAACAAACUUUUCUGCAAGAAGGCAUUUCGGCCAAAUUCGGGCGAAUGUCCAAAGGAACUUCAGGCCUGGGGAGAAAAAAUCCUCAAGAGGUGUGAAUUCUUGCCCAUUGCAGUUUCAGCGGUGGCUAGUUCGCUAUCAAAGAAGCCUCAAACUCCAAUCGCGUGGGAGAAGUUCCAUGACAGUCUUGGCUCAGAUCUUCCGAUUGUUAAACAAGUUUGGGAUCCAAGUUACAGAGACCUUCCUAUGGAACUCCAAAGUUGUUUCUUGUACUUCAGCUUGUUUCCUGAAGACUACUCCAUCAAGCGUGAGAGGCUUAUUCGCUUGUGGGUAGCUGAAGGAUUUGUGACCCCAAAAGGAAGGAAAACAAAGGAGGAGGUUGCAGAUGGUUAUCUGAAUGAACUCAUUGGAAGAUAUUUGGUUCAUGUGAGUUCAAGGGAGAUUGAUGGGCAAGUAAGGACGUGCCGUGUUUUGAACCUUGUUCGCGAGUUCAUCAUUUCAAAUGCAGAUGACGUCCUCAUCUUGGAAUCAAAUAGCCCUAGUAGUAGUACUUAUUCAGGUCAGAAAUUUCGACACCUUUCUGCUCAUUAUGUUCCUAUCAGCAAUUUGUCAAGACGGGUUAGAGACUUGAAUCGAACACGUACGUUACUAGUGUUUGGCCCUUCCCAGCAGGCAGUGGUUUCCUCGGACGAUUAUGAGCUUGGAAAAGUACUUAAAACUCUUGUCAAUUUAAGGGUUUUAGAUUUCAAAGGUGUACGUUUGGAGGACUUCCCUGAAUCUAUUGUUAGUCUCUCUCUCUUAAAGUACAUAAGUAUGAGGAAAACCAAAAUUAAAUCAGUUCCAAGUUCCAUAAAGAAGCUUUCACAGUUAGAAACGUUAGAUCUCAAGCGAACCCAGGUGAUCGAAUUACCAAAAGAAAUCUACGAGCUCCACAAUAUGCGCCAUCUUUUGGUCAGUCGCGGUUGUGAUCAAGAUGACGAUGGACCUACCCAAGGAGUGGGAGUGGUUUCCUCAGGCAACAUCGGAGCUUUACCCGAAUUACAGAAGCUGUCACUAAUUAAGGUGGGGAACAACAGAACAAUCCUAAAAAACUUAGCAGAGUUAACUGGUCUUAGAAAGUUGGGGCUGACAGAUCUCAGAGCAGAACAUGCAACAGAGUUGUGCUGCGCGGUUGAGAAAAUGGUGCACCUUUCGACGCUUGAAGUGAGAUCAACAAAUGAGGAUGAGUAUCUUGAUUUGGAUCAUAUUAGAUCCCCUCCUCGCUCUCUGCAACGACUCUGUUUGGCAGGGCGCCUCAUAAGUUUACCGCAGUGGUUUCCUCAACUUGAAAGUGUUGUGAAGAUUAGCUUGAAGCGAUCAAAACUGGAUCCUGAUGCCAACCCACUUGAGGCCCUUCAAGCUUUGCCUAAUCUAAUGGAGCUCAAUUUGGUUGACUAUUAUACCGGGGAGAAGUUAGAAUUUCAAGUGGAAACGUUCCAGAAGCUAAAGAUAUUACGCAUCCAACAACUUGAUCAACUAAAUUUUAUGAUAGUCGAGAAUGGGGCAAUGCCUGUGCUUAAGAAGCUAACCAUGUCCAAAUGUGAGAAUCUGAGGUUACUUCUUGGCAUAGAGGGUCUUACGAAACUAGAGGAAUUCUGUGUCCAUGACAUGCAUACUGAAUUCCGAAGUCUUUAUGGUAUGUAGUGGCAUGUUUAUGUAGAAUAAGAUGUGUGGGGUAGUGGGGUAAUUCAACUGAGCUCUAUGUAUUUGAUAGUUGUAUCGUCUUUGUUCUUUUGGGUGGAUGCCUCCUUAGCUGGGUUUACUUCUGGAAAAGGAGUUGUAGUUUUUUCCCCUUUUUUUUUUUUUUUUUUUUUGGAGUUUUAGGAGGUGCAGUGAUACUCUUUUUCCUUGACCGGAUUUUCCUCAUUUUGAGGUUUUUUAAGGCAAGGUUUUAACGAGGUCACGUUUAUAUGCUCUCUAGCUUUUACAGUUGCUUCAAUGUAUGUUUUUAAAGUUGAAUAAAGUUGUUCUCUUAUAAACAUAUAUCAAAAAUAAAAAUAAAAAGUCACUCCGUUCAUUAUUUCCAA